This is a messenger RNA of Acanthopagrus latus (yellowfin seabream), 4915 nucleotides long. RefSeq names its product bone morphogenetic protein/retinoic acid inducible neural-specific 2 (gene brinp2). Gene Ontology annotation, biological process: negative regulation of mitotic cell cycle; positive regulation of neuron differentiation. The record is from RefSeq and is a predicted model, not a curated record. Lineage: Eukaryota; Metazoa; Chordata; Actinopteri; Spariformes; Sparidae. The transcript has 9 exons. The coding region runs from base 872 to 3322 and encodes 816 amino acids.
GAGAGCGCUGCUGAACAGAGACGCUUUCCUGAGCCACUUGGAGAAACAACGCCAGGCUUGACACUGAGUGAUGACCGUGGCGCGGAGAGACUCAGCAGACCGGGGAUAAAAACGCGGACUUAAACACACACACACACACACACACAGAGGAGGGGAGGAGGGGGCUCGGUUGUGGAUACCUGCGCGUCUCCGCUGCGGCCGCAGGUGCGCUACAGUCCCUCUGAAGGGAGACUUUUUCUGAUCCGGAGAGGAAAGUGAGAAAAGAGGAAAUCUUGCUCGGAUUAUUUCUUCUUUUCUCGCCCGGUCUUGUCCGUUUUUCAGCCACUCCGAGAGCAAACUUUAUCAGCUUUAUCAACCGCAUUUCAACUCCAGGUCUGACUCAAGAUCUCGACUCGGAGCUUUGCCAGUUCGCGGACUGUUCACCCUGACUGUUUUCCAAACGCGGAUUACACCGGACAGCAUCUCCUUCCUCUCAGAAAGGAGAGUCCCCUCCCGACUCUAAACUUGUGUCUCGAAGCAGAGUCUUUUCAUCCCGUCGGUGUUUAUUUGAACGCGGUGAUGAAGAGGGCAAUGCCUGGAUUAUUACAGCUCACCCUGACCCUGGGAGCAGGGCGAGAGUGAGGGAAGCGGAGAGAGAAGCGGGCUAAAGAAGAGAGGAGAGAAGAAGGAGGGAAGUCGGUGGCGUUUGGCUGCCGUCCACUAGUUCGUUAGCGCCUUCGCCGCUCGGGCUCUCCCACCUCCUUUUACUGGAUACACGGACACACACCAAGAGGCGCACGGGGAGGACCUGCGAUCACACCCUGGGCCAGUGGGAGGUGACUGUCAGAAGAAAUGCCGGUCCUAGGUGCCCUAGUACAUCACCACCGGGACCAUGGCGACUCAUUGGCCAGUGAGAAAAGAGAGGUGCUCCCAUGGCUCCUCCUGUCUUGCUAGAUGUUUGGCAUCCUCCUUGAUGUUCCUAUGGUUGCCGUGGGCGUUGCUAUGGCUGCCGUGGCCCGCGCGAGCUGAACAAGUGGGCGGUGGGGCAAGUGGCGGGAAAACGCUCCACGGUUCGCUGUCGUCCCCCUCAUCUUCGUCAUCAUCCUUGUCCUCCUCCUCAUCUAGCACCUCGCCGUGGGGCUUCAGCACAAGGCAAAGCGGGGGACAGCUCGACUGGCUGCUGUCAGAGAAGGGUCCUUUCCACAGAUGUCCUGAGUACACAGAGUUCAGAGAGAGGUUCCAGCAGGGAUUUUCUACCAGAUACAAGAUUUACAGGGAGUUCAGCCACUGGAAGGUGAACAGUCUGGCAACAGAGAAGAGAGAUUUCCUCAAAGCUCCAUUGCCCUUAGCGCCUGAGUUCCUACGCAACCUGCGGUUACUGGGGCGACGGCCAACCCUGCAGCAAAUCAACGAUAACCUCAUCAAGAAGUACGGGACCCACUUCCUAGUUUCUGCUACCCUGGGAGGAGAGGAGUCUUUGACCAUUUUCUUGGACAAGCAGAAGCUGAAUAAGAAGUCGGAGGGCAACAGCAACAGCUCAGUGGUGUCCCUGGAGCUGCUCCAUCAGCUGGCUGCUUCCUACUUCACAGAUCGAGAGAGCACCCUGAGACGACUGCACCACCUCCAGAUUGCCACGUCUGCUAUCAAGGUAACUGAAACAAGGACAGGCCCUCUCGGCUGCAGUAACUAUGACAGCUUGGAUUCAGUUAGUUCAGUCUUGGUGCACAGCCCGGAAAAUAAGAUCCACCUAAAAGGAUUGCAAGAUGUCCUGCCAGAGUUCUUGCGUGGGCGUUUUGUGGAGGCAGCCCUCAGCUAUGUGGCAUGCAACUCGGAGGGCGAGUUGCUCUGCCGCAACAACGACUGCUGGUGCCGGUGCUCUCCCCGCUUCCCAGAAUGCAACUGUCCCUUCGCUGACAUCAAGGUCAUGGAGGAGAACCUGGAGAAGAGCAGAGAGGCCUGGAACGGCUUCAACCAAGAGUUCAUGGAGUCAGAUGAAUUCAAAGCCUUCCUGAAGCGCUUGCCCACUGACCGGUUCUUGAAUGUGUCCAUUAUCGGCAAGUUGUGGUCAGCUGACUUGUCCCUCCUGAAGCGCUAUGCCCAGCUGGAGUCAAGCACUGCCCUGGUCCUGGGCAAGGCCCAGAAGAUUGUCAGGAAGCUCUUCACCCUGAGCAAACGCUGCCCGAAACAACCUCGCAUCAGUCUGCCCAGAGAAAGGCCUGUUGGUUUCUGGUUGAGCAGGGCCCAGUCUCUGCUCUACUGUAAUGACCACGGAGUACUGGGCUCCUUCUCUGAGGAGGUGCGGAGCUGUAUAUGCCCUGUGGAGCAGCCCACCUGCCAGGGAAUCAUUCCCUGCAUUGUGGGCACCUCAUCCACCUCUUGCUCCUCCUGUGCCACUGACAACGCUACACGCUGCGGGGCCUGUCACCAUGGCAACCUCCUUCAUCUUGGUUCCUGCCGGCCAAGCAUCGCAGCAUCCUUGGACCACUAUCUGAACUUGGACUUGGACAUGCCUGAUGCUGAGGUGAAGUACCUGCUUCAGCGACUGGACAGCAGAAUAGAGGUCCACGCCAUCUACAUCAGCAACGAUGUCCGUCUUGGAAGCUGGUUCAACCCUGCCUGGAGAAAGAGGAUGUUGCUGACACUCAAGAGUAACAAAAACAAGUCCAAUCUCAUCCACAUGCUGAUGGGCAUUUCUUUCCAGAUAUGCUCAACUAAGAAUUCAACGUUGGAGCCCGUGCCUGCCAUUUACGUGAAUCCUUUUGGAGGGAGCCACUCUGAGAGUUGGUUCAUGCCUGUGAACCAGCCUGACUUCCCUGACUGGGAGAGAACUCGACUGGAUGCUGUAGUCACGGCACAGUGUUACAACUGGACACUCCAUCUGGGCAACAAGUGGAAGUCUUUCUUUGAAACAGUGCACAUCUAUCUGCGAAGUCGCAUAGUCACAGAUGAUCCAACAGUGAAUGAAACACUCUUCUAUGAACCGUUGGACUUGGAUGACCAGACAUCCAACUUGGGGUACAUGAAGAUCAACACACUGAAGGUGUUUGGUUACAGCAUGCACUUUGACCCCGAGGGCAUCAAGGAUCUGAUUCUCCAGCUGGACUACCCCUACACGCAGGGUACACAGGACGCUGCCUUUCUCAUGUUGCUGGAGAUGAGAGACCGGAUUAACCGCCUGUCUCCACCGGCACCACAGCCGCUCGACCUGUUUUCAUGUCUGUUGCGUCAUCGGCUCAAGCUGUCAGCUGGAGAGGCAGCACGCAUUAAGGACUCUCUGCAGAUCUUUAACUCCAAGCUUCCCAAUGCUUCUCCUGAACCUGAGCUUGCCCAGCUGUGCAGCUAGCUCAUAAGUCAGGAGUGAUUCUACACACAGAAGGUGGACGUGCUGCUUCAGGGGCAACCAGAGACAGGUUGGAUGGGGGGGGGGCGGGGGCAAUGAAUGAAUAGAACCCACAACUUUAAAGGUUGUCUGCUGGGCUUGUCUUAUGCUCACUCUUGGCUUGGUUUCUGGUGUCACAUUUUUAUGUUAAAUUGCUGCCAGAGCCCUUUGAUGAACAUUUGAGUCGUGUUGCAGACUACUUGGAGAACAGCUAAUCCGUGGACACUCUUUCAGAGGCUCUAACAACUAGCCUGGAGGCUUACUUUUGCUAUUACUGCCCUGCUUUAGGCGAACUGUACGACUGGAUGAACCAACACUGAUAGAUUUUAUGAUUUGGAACCUCAGAGAGCCGAUGUCAUUAAGUAUACCUAAGACCUCUGCCAAAGAUAGAGGUGAUUUUGAUAUGUAAAGCGGAACUCUUAAGGGGUCUUCAAAAAAUGAGUUAAUGGAAGAGGAUUUCCCCUUUUCUAACCCUAUUUUCUUUGGCUACAGAACAAUCUGGUGGGAAGGGAAAAUGGGAUAAUAUUAUAUAUGUGGUGAAUGAGUUGUUAUGUUAUGCUUAAAAGUUAAAAAUUUGAUAAUCCUGAACCCUGUUACUGUCUUUGAAUAUUUCUUUUUAAUCCCUGCCUUCCAUUUUAUCUGGCAUUUGAAAAACUUGUAAGUAUCUAUGCUUAACAUCCGAGUGAGAAGCCUGUUAGUGAUGUUCUGUCCUUGGUGGUGUGUCUAAACCAAAAGACGGUGAACACAGCGGCAAAGUGAAUGGCAAACUAUCUUAAAUGUUGAGUUAUUUUUCUGAGCUGACAUCAUAAAGAUAUCUUCUGACGUGGUAACAAAAAGGUCUGCGGAUAUAGCGCUGUAAAUAACGCUCCAUCUAACCCCAGGUGUGGACAAGUGCACAUUGCUUUUUAGAUAACCCAGUGCAAAGACCAAAAAAAUGUUUAUAACAAGACAAACUCAUGCCUUAUAUGGAGAGUCAGUGUUAAGAUAAGAAGCACAUUUAGUUUCUGUGUUUGAUUUCCCAGCAAAGGCUGUAUUGCUUUUUAUAUUUCAAUAUUUCUACCAAGACAGAACAGCAGACAAAUUCUCCAGUGGUAAUGUAGCUUUUCCAUGUAAAUGCCAGUCACACUUUCUGCAUUUAUCUGUUUUGAUUUGGUGUUGUGAAACUUUGAGUCACUAUCCACAGUGCACACCAGUACUAGCAUAAUGUAAUUGUUCUGCAGAAUCCUUCUAUACAGACUCUCAGUAACUCAUAGAGCCUUGUUGAUUUUGUUAUGGUUUAAAAAGGUUUUCAAUAGUUUGGUUUAGUCUCAGGUCAAUGAAAUCAUUUUUUUUUUUGACAAGUGGGUCCAACGUCAGCUGCUGGUUACCACGGCGACAGGAGUUUUUGCAGGGUAGUGAUGGUACUCUUGAGAGCUGCAAACUUACCACUUAUGAUACUUGAUAUGAUUCUACAUUUACUUCACUAAUUUCUCACUGAAAGUCAGUAAACCUUGUAUGUCAUUUUCAGCAGUUCUUCUGUGCUCAGCUUGCUUAAGUAAAAACAAAGUGGUUUAUCUA